Messenger RNA from Ceratina calcarata, 2739 nucleotides. RefSeq names its product transmembrane protein 59-like. The transcript has 4 exons. Bases 104 to 982 code for a protein of 292 amino acids. Lineage: Eukaryota; Metazoa; Arthropoda; Insecta; Hymenoptera; Apidae. The record is from RefSeq and is a predicted model, not a curated record.
AUUCGACGAGCUAUCAACCUCUCGUGAAGUGAAGUUUCUUCGUCCGACGAAUUAUAUUUUGAUUGAUAAUCUGAACAUCCUUGGUGAGAAGUAGCUGUCUGAAAUGAUAACGGGAAAAGAGAUUGCAUCAUUGUUGUUGUCACUAUGUUUUCUAAAUCUUGCGUGCGGUGAUAUGUUGUACAGUCUCGUAAAUCGAGAAGACCCUUGCAUUAAUUUGUGUGAAAAAAUGCCGUUAUCUUUCACCAAUAGCAAUUAUGUUAAUUCAUGUUGCCAACGAGGGUGCCGAUUUUUCAAUUUGGUGGACUUACAUUAUAGCUUACGCUUAGAACCAAAUAGUUUAAAUGGUACAAGGGAUGCCUGCGAAGCUUCAUGUACAGAGGCAUACGCGACACCACAAGACCGUUAUGCAUGUAGCACUGGCUGUGAUUUUAUGGCCAAGCAGCGUGUUUCAGAUUUACUAUCACUUUUUUCUGUAGCCAUUUAUGUAGAGGAAGGUGUGGAUUCCAAUGUAUUUUUAAUGUCACCUGAUAUGCCUGAAAAUGAUAUUCUGAGUGACCCGGGCUUGCGAAAGGAACUUCUUCCAGGAUGGUGGGAUUUUAAUGGAUUUAAAUUACCGCAAACAUAUAUUAAAACUGUCCCAUUAGAUGCUGGGACAGUGGAUUAUGGUAUACCAUCAGACUACUCUGGAGAAAAUGAUCAAUCAGCUUCAUCGCCCGGAUCUGAUUGGGUUCAAUGCACUUCAACACAUAUUGGGUUACCACUCUGGCUUUUAGUUUCUGCUAUUGCAGCAGCAGCAUUGUCUGCACUUUGGUUGUGCUUAUAUCCAGAGAAGCCUAAUGAUCCUUAUAAGGAAAUCCUUAUUGAAAAGUCUGAGAUUCCUCCAGCAGUUACAGUGUACAUACCAGAAGUACCAUUGCACAAGCAGCCUCCACCUAAGUAUUUUGAUACUGUAGAUCCAACAGACAUUAACAUGAAAGUUUAGGUAGAUAUUAUAAUUCUAUCAUUUCUUUGAUCAGUUUGAAAAUUGUUUAAAUUUCAGUGUAUUAGUGCAGUUUUAAAUAAACUGCAUCUGUAUUAAGUACAAUAGGACUUUGUGAAUAUUACGAUUAUUCCGAAGUAACUGCACUUUCGGUUUUUAGUCAAAUUAUCCAUAAGUACAAGAUAAGCUUUUAAGAUGAUUCAUGUAAAAACAAAGCCUCAGAGAAUUAAUUCAGGCUUUAAAAGAAGUAUACAAAGAUUAAAAUCAAAAUCGACAAAAUAUUUUCUGGAUGAAAUUUACGGUAACGUUUAUGCUUGUAAUGAAAUUAUUUUUUACGGAACAACAUUGUUUUUAUAGUAGAAACUUUUUUUAUUAUUCUUUUUCCAAUGCAUACAUGACAUAAUUGAAGUUAAUCCGUAAUAAAACUUGUAAGAUGAAAAAGGAUGUGCACACAUAUAAGACUGCAAAUUGCGUACUUUAUUAGUAAUUUAGUCAGGAUUAAAAGCUUUUGUACUAACAUAUUAUUUUUCUAAAUAUGAUGUAUGAAUAUAAAGAAGAAAAAUUUAAAUACUGGUAAUCAUUAUGAUAAUUUAGAAUGUUUCAGUAUACUAUUCUCGCAUUGGUUUGGCUUCCUAAUAUCGAACAUAUAUUUUGUAUGCAAAACGAAAUGGUAUGAUUUUUCUCAAAAUAUCAAUAUUACUAAAAUCUAUAUGCUUUUGCGUUCUUUAUAUUCAACGUUAUAGUAAAAUGAAAGGUAAAGUUUAGAUAUCGUGGAGAUAAUAAAAGUUGAUGGGAAGAAGAUAUACAUACAUAUACGAAAUUUAUUUUGGGAACUUCUUUUCUAUUCUCAGUUUCCAGUUUAAAUACAAAAUUAAAGAAACAAACAUAGUACAAUGCGUAGUUGAAAGAAACUUUGAAAUGUUGGUGUACACGUCUCCAUUCAGUGAAAUUUGCGAAUCCAGUAUGAUAUAUGAUAAUGUAUCAUGCGACUACGAGUAUUGAAACACCAUUCGGAACUUUCCCAUAGUACAUUUUAACUGCAUUACACAGAAACAUAAAUUUGAUAUUUUCUCUUACUAUAUAAAUUAAUGUAUAAUUAUAAUAUAUAACCAAUGUAAGACAUUACUUGUAAACAGUUAAAAAGUAUUAUAAUGUCUUCGUGUUAGAAUAUUCUAAAACAUUAAAUAUGCAAUUCUUCAUAGUUUAAUGUGGGACUGAAAUUGAAGAGUCAAUCAUUUAAUGAUACAUAUAAUUAUGGCUGUUUACGUUAUAAAUUGAUAUUACUUUUAUGUUAACGUAAUGUUAAAAUUAUAAAAUUUAUGAUGGUUUUAAUUGAAGAAAGCACUAACGUAAUCAUGUUAAGAAUGCAAUGUUAAAAUGACGCACGUUAUUGUUAUACCUUUCUUGAUGAAAUCUUGCGAUGUAAAUUGUAUCAAUUAUUAUUACAGGAAUUGAUUUAAAAUAUGUACUCCGGAAAUAUGUUUUUUUUUAAUUCAAAAUUGAAAAGAGUAAAGUGGAAUUAAUGGUCAUUGCUUCAAAAGGAAUUGUUAGUGCGUCACGAGAGCAUAAGGGAAAAUAAAGUUAUAUCUUUUUUUUGGUUUAACUAAAUGAAAUAAUGUAAAUAUUAAUACAUUUAAUGUAUAAGAAAGUAUAUUUCAAACCAAAGUAUCAUGUUCCUUACAUAAGAUAUUGCUAAUUUACUGUAUUAUUAGUAAAAGUAAAUGUUUGUUAUCUCACUAUACACUGUAAAAAAUAAAAAA